CUAAAAACCGAAUUAGAAACUUCAAAUGUUCAACUCCUCCCCACUCUUAGCGCAUCUGCAAAACUCCGAACAGAACGAUGUGAGGUUGCGUGGCGAACAUAGCAAUACUGGUGCAAGUUUUUCAGGAUUUAAUUUGGUGUAAAUUAGACUUACUUUAAUGUACUUUAGUUUCAAAGUACAAAUGCUAGACCACAGAAAUUAAAAUAUUUGUAAUUAUUAGUCAAUCUAUUUAGUUGAACUAAUUGUAUUAUGGGCGCGUGUAAAUUUGGCAUUUUUUAUGCGUGUGGGCACGUAUGUUUAUUAAUUUGGAUAAUGCAAACUGUCCAAUCUCAGCGGCAUCCACCAGAGACGAGACAAGUAAAUAACCAAGUGCCAGGUAUACGGCAGACAAUACAAUGGGCGCACAAUGGUAACGUUUUUAGCCUUCUCAGUCACGGUUCGGAAUAUCGACCACCAAAGCAAAAAGGCGCCAAUAAAGAGCAGGAGAGACCUGUCACCAUCAUUAGAGAUGGGGAAACUAACAAGCCUUCUGACUCCUCAAGACAGUCUCUCCCGUCUACCCACGCAGUAUCCCGUGCAGGAACGCGCCCGCGCUGGCUACCACCUCAAGUUCCAAAGCCCCCGAGGGGACAGGGGCACCAGCAUCAGGAUGUCCAUCCAAGUGGCCAUGCAGAAACUAAGGCAAAUGGCACGACGAAUGGGACACAGGACAAACCGUCCCCUUCGCCGAGAAGAGAAGACGUGAUGGCAGGGGAUGAUCCUUACAACCCAUACAAGACCUCCGAUUCAGAUUCAGAUAAUCCUUACUACAAUUACUAUGACGUGUACGAGAGUCCCAGGCGCAGAGAGAGACCUGGAUAUGGCACAAGGUACCAUCAGAACGGUCUGCCUGAUCUUGUACCAGACGCAUACUACAUUCAAGCCUCCGUAUAUGUCCAGAGAGUUCCAAUGUACAACCUCAGAUGUGCAAACGAAGAGAAUUGCUUGUCAAGUUCGGCUUACAGUGCCAGAGACUAUGACACCCGGAUGCUGCUGAGGUUCCCACAACGUGUGAAGAACCAGGGGACGGCUGACUUCCUGCCAAGCAGACCCCGCUACUCCUGGGAAUGGCACAGUUGUCACCAGCAUUACCACAGCAUGGAUGAGUUCAGCCACUAUGACCUGCUGGAUUCAGGUGGGAGGAGUGUGGCUGAGGGACACAAGGCCAGCUUCUGCCUGGAGGACAGCUCCUGUGACUACGGCUACUACAGACGCUUUGCCUGCACCUCACACACCCAGGGCCUGAGUCCAGGAUGUUAUGAUACCUAUAACGCAGACAUCGACUGCCAGUGGAUCGAUAUUACAGAUGUGAAACCUGGGAACUACGUCCUGAAGAUCAGUGUGAACCCCAGCUAUCAGGUUCCAGAGUCUGACUACAGCAACAACAUUGUGCGCUGUGAAGUUCGCUAUACUGGCAACUAUGCCUAUGUUUCAGGAUGUCACAUCUCACAAUAUUAAGAGGGGGAAGUCAUUCUCCAAACCACUGAAGCAUUUCUGUAAAAACUUCAUGACAGCCAAGAAAACAUCUUGAACAAAAUGUGGACACACAUGGCUAACUGAAAAUGUGUGUUAAAAUGUGUGUUAAGUUGGCCUUUGUUUUUAAGGUUCAUUAAACAUGUUUUUCUCAAGCCAUUCUAUAAGUGCAAUAAACUAAUAAUUGCAUUUAUAGGUUUGAUUAUACUACAUUACAAUAGUUUAGACAGGUUUUAAAUGGUGUAAAUCAAAUAAAUGGAAUUUCAGACGUUCAAAGCUCA
This is a messenger RNA of Oncorhynchus mykiss (rainbow trout), 1793 nucleotides long. It is a transcript of the gene loxa, whose product is annotated as lysyl oxidase a. Gene Ontology annotation, molecular function: protein-lysine 6-oxidase activity; copper ion binding. Lineage: Eukaryota; Metazoa; Chordata; Actinopteri; Salmoniformes; Salmonidae. The record is from RefSeq and is a predicted model, not a curated record. Gene Ontology annotation, biological process: collagen fibril organization; peptidyl-lysine oxidation.